Molecule: messenger RNA, 7537 nt
Organism: Gordionus sp. m RMFG-2023
Lineage: Eukaryota; Metazoa; Nematomorpha; Gordioida; Chordodea; Parachordodidae
Product: dedicator of cytokinesis protein 6-like
Exons: 20
Coding region: 406-7407 (2333 amino acids)
Biological process (GO): small GTPase-mediated signal transduction; positive regulation of GTPase activity
Molecular function (GO): guanyl-nucleotide exchange factor activity
Source: RefSeq, a predicted model, not a curated record
UCAACUUCACUCAAAAUCAUAUUUAAAUGAUUAUCAUAUGCCUAUAAAUUCAAAUAAAUGAAAUUAACUUUAAUGUAUAUUUACGUGGAGUCGCCCCCUUAUUUCGCGGUCAUGCCUCAUUUUAACAUAUAUUUUUUCAUCCAAACUCAAUUUAAUCAAAUCAAAGGGUUCUUCUAUAGCAUUAGCGGGAAAAGUCUGUAUAAAUAAUUUUUAUAACAUAUCAUCAUUUUAUCACCUCUUCUUCCUCGGCCAUUAAAAUUUAUCAAUAAAAAUUUUAGCGUGAUUAACAGGUGCCUUGUCAGACAUAAGAAUAUGGAUGACAUCCUAUCUUUUGAAAUUCUAAACUAUUAUUAAAAGCAGGUAAACAUGUGAUUAAUAUAAAAUAUGACAAAAGAUUAAAAAAUCAUGUUGUCUUUAUUUCAUAAGAUAUAUGACCCUCUGGAUUAUGAAAUGUUUUUAAAUAAACAUAAAAAAUCUAUAGAUCAUGAUGUUUUAUGUAAAAUAUUCAAAAUUCCGAUUGAUAAUAUAACUAUUAUAAAAAUUCCAAGAAGCAAUAUGCAAUUUAAAUUAAAUUAUUCUCGAAUUAAAAAUUCCAAUAAUUAUAUGAAAGAUUUGGUUCAAAUUUAUAAGAAAUAUGAAAGAUUCAAUGCAACAUAUAUAAUAAAAAUGCAACAAUUAUAUAUAAUUGAAAUAAUUGAUCAACUUCCUGUUCAAAUUUAUGAGAUAGAUAUAAAGCUUAGUGAAGUUAAUGAAAUUGUAAAUUCUGGUACCAAUUUUAACAAGCAUAUUAAUGAAGAAGAUAUUAGAUCUACCUCAGGAGAUCCUCUAUUGUUAGAUAUAUUAGAACAACAUCAUAAUUUGACUCUACAAGAUAGUCAAGAUAAAAUUAAUGAGUCAUUUAGAAGCCAAGAUAGACAUAAAACAUUAUUUGAUUUAUAUUAUCAUCAUAUGCCUGGUAACACACGUGGAUAUUCUAAAUUUCUAUACACACCCUUUGAACAUUUUGGAUACCAACUUAUUUUUAGAUGCAAUAAUGUUAGUUUCAAUCUGGAGAUUGAACCAAUCUAUUGCUCAGCUGCACUAUAUGACCUGAAUUGUAAAAAGAAAAUAUCGGAAAACUUUUAUUUCGACAUAAAUUCUGAAAAUCUCAAUAAGCUAACCACAAAAACCUCAAGGGAUGGCUCCAAUAGCCCCUAUAACAGUUAUACAAAUUACUCUUGCAUUUUUGAAAUAAGCCACCCAUCUCCAGACAUUUAUCUGGUUAUCAGGUUCGAGAAAAUUUUACAACAGGGAGAAAUAUCGGAAGUGAUGGAACCAUAUCUUAAAAACAAUUUAGAUGAAAAGACCAAGGAUAAAAUAAGGAGUAACACAAAGGAAAAUAAUGAACUUUUGGGUAAGUAUCGAAUGCCCUUUGCCUGGACAGCCAUCAAUUUAAAUUCGUUGAUUUUAUAUAACUCCGGCGAUUAUACUACAAAAAAUAUCAGAAAUAUCAAUAACAACAAUAAUAGCAGCAAACACGUUUCAUUGGAAAGAGGGCUUAGUCUAGACCGGAAUCAUAAUAACUAUUUGAGGAUCAUAUCAUCCAAUUUUAGUCUUGACAAAAUUCAACAAUCCAACCAUAACUCAUCACCCGCCUCUUCUUCUCGUAACUCUGCUUCUAACAUCACCUUCGGUGGGGAGGCUGACGAAAUCGAUUGCGCGCGUUCUUUCGAAUUACAGUCCGAAUUUGAGUAUUGCCCUCUGUGUACUUGCGAACAAGUCCGAAAAUAUCGGCAUUUAGCCACGUUUAAACCUUUCACUAUCACGAUGGACUCCGUUUUCCGUCAGGAAUCUGACAAAAUUAGCGACGAAGAGUUGUUCAAAAAUCUCACAGACCUCAAAAAGAGCAACUCCUACAACAAUCAAAAACACUAUGGGGACCCAAACUCAUCUAUUAACAAUUCCAUCCUAUUCACCGUAAAGAAAGGUGUUAACAAAUCAAUCAUACCACUUAACAUGAAGAUGGAAUUCACGCCCGCCCCGGUUACCCUCGCCACCAUCGCAGGAGGUACCAGCGAAUUUAUCGAUAAAGACAAUUGUUUCGGGAAAAUUAAUAAUAAUUACCAGGUCUCAUCACCGAACAACUCGUCGCCUUUGUUUAACUCACAAAUGAAACGAAUAAUAGAAUUUCCAAGUCGGCCUCUAUGCCAUCCUCAUCACACUUACAAAAACUUGCUUUACGUUUACCCUAAAAGGGUUAAUUUUUCCAAUUUCAAGUCUGUCACUACCUCUUCCCGCAAUAUAGGUAUAAAAGUGGAACUAUUGAAAUGCGAAGGGGUGAAGUUGAACAACGUUUUUGCGUCAAAUAAUUCAUUAUCUAGUGAUGAUCAUCCAUCGAAUGAUUUUAACGGGAAUCUCACUGAUCACUAUACCACUACGGUGCUUUAUCAUAACAAGAACCCCGACUUUUAUAAUGAGAUUAAAAUUGUUCUACCGUCAGAAUUUUCGGACGAUUCCGAUUCGUACAAUAAUGACGACACCCAUUUGCUCUUCACCUUCUUUCAUGUUCGCUGUAAUUUAUCUCCAUCUUCCCAUUCUUCCUCCCAGGUCGUUCCGCAAGAAUGUUUAGGUUACAGCUGGCUCCGUUUAAGCGACGCCCUUAAUUUCAAUUCAGGGGAAGAUUGUUGUUUGCCCGUGUGUUUGGACCCAACACCACCGCGCCACUAUCCGUCAAUAGGGCCUGAAGUAGCUUUACCUCGCGUGCGCUGGCUCGAUAACCACAAGCCCGCCUUCGAAUUACGAUUCGAACAUAAAUCAACCCUAAGAUCGAAAGACGCUCGCAUUAAUAAAGUAGUUUUGGAUGAUAAAUACAAUAACUCUGCGUUGAGAGGAGCAGGUGCCAGAUCUGGAGUGGAAGAGAUUAAGGAAGCCCUGUUGGCUUUAGCGGCUGUACCAGCUAUCGAUCUGGCUCCCUUCAUCUAUCCCUUGUUAAAUGUUAUAUUGAAAUGGUUUGUGACGCCUUUAAUUAAUAAGGAUCAUUGUGUUAGUCUCACGCCAAUCGCCUUUGAAGCCCUAACAAACAUACUGCAUAACCUUGCUACCUGCGUAUAUUUUAUGCUUAAUGCAACGGACGAUGAAAUUGGCCUUAAAAAUAUAAGCCAUAAAGAAUCUGUUGGCACUCCCGAUAACCCAUGGUCACCCUUGACAGGAAAUGAUAAAUGUGAUCUACACCACACAACAAAUAGGAAUAUCACCGGAUGUUCUUUCGCGUUAGACUUGUUGAAUUGUUUCCUUAAUAACUUUUCCAUUUGUCAAGAUAAUGCCGAUUAUCUAGAAAAUAACAUUUUUCUCAAUUCUUUUUCUCCUCAAGGUGACUUCAAGCUCGAAUCCAAUAUACCAACUUCUCAUUCCAACAAUGCUUUCGGUGGCCCAUCUUAUGGCACUCUAGGUCGCAAAAAAUCAUCAAAUAGCAAACUCUCUCAUACCACCAAUCUAGAAUGCGAACACUUCCUAUACUAUCAAACUAGUAAAUCCAAAAGCAUUAGCGAUCCUGAUCUGAAUAAUCAAAUGUUGGUUCCAGAGGUAAACAGUCCUAAAAAACGACUACUCCACGAGGAAUGCUGUCUACAGUUUGUGGUAUCCAGCGGGAGGGUUAAAGAGAAAGCUCUAUCUAGCGCUUACUUUUUCUUUGGUCUCAUUUUCCGAAGCAUGGCCGAGUAUUCUAACUAUGUCACGUCUAGCUUUCCAACCCAAAAUCAGAGAAUAGAGAUUGAUAAAAUAAUGAACAGAGAAGACAAGGUUAACAAAGACGUCAGAUCGAAUAUAUUUUCUCAGCCAUUUCUGGAUGAUCUAGUUUCCCUGGUUAACCUGGUAACCGUAGACGUGUGCACGCGAUCCCCUUUAACAAGUGCCCGGGAUCUGAACAUCAAUUUGGCCUAUUUUGUUAGAGACCUUCUUUACUUGGUAGAGCCCGGCUUUGUUGCCAACCUCGUUAAAUCUUACCACCGUCAAAUAGGACUCAAGAUACAAACCAUAUCGGAUCCAUCCUUUUUGAUCGGCGCGAAGCUUGAUUUUCUUGAGAUUUUGUCAGAACAUGAGCAUUUUAUUUCCCUUAAUUUGCCCUUUCAUGUGCCCUGGGCAAAUGAACUAGAAAAAAAAGUGCCCCCUUCUACGACCUCUUUGUUAGAAAAAGAGUCUUUCUCAACUCAUAUCUCUUUUUUUAGUAAUAAUAAAAAGAUAGAACCUUUUAAUCGACAUCAUGGAAAUGAAGAAAGUGCCCAUGAUUACAAGACUGAAAAUUCGACUUUGGAUCGAAUGAUUCCACUCGAAUUUAAGCAGCAACAUUACUACAUAGGUCUAAUUUUGAUGGAUCUAAUGUCCGUGUUAGAGAUUAGGUACUCUCACUGUCACAACAAAGCUAUUCUUAUCAUGUUAAAGCUGUUGGCGGCUCACGACUUUGAUAAACGAUUUCACGAGAAUCUUACAAAUGUGAUGAACGGUGAUAAUACGUAUCCAAUGAUAGGCAAAGGAAUGGGAAAGUUGAUAAAAACUCGACUAGCUUCUUUGUAUUUCCCUUUUCUGACUAUUAUAUUGAAUUCAAUUUCUCAAUUGUGCGAUAAUUUUUCCCAUUUACCAAAUGACAGAACAAAAACCACUAAAAAAACAUCAAAUCGAAACUCACUCACAAUUGAAGGUGAAUCUCAGUGUAGCCCUCUUGCCUCUAUAUUUUUCUCCGAUAACUCCAGGCAUAGCAUGUCAGACGAAAUCUUGGAACAAUUAUUUGCAGGCCCUAAGAUAGCUUUAAACGAAGAAAGUACUAAACACAUGCUAAUAUGUUUCUUGUGGAUUCUCAAAAACGUUGAUAAAUCUUUAUUGAAAAACUGGUGGUCUGAGCUAACUUACAUACAACUGGGGCAGUUUUUGGAAUUACUUUAUCUUGUUAUUCAGUCUUUCGAAUACAAAGGGCAAGAGAUUGUUAGAAGUCAUUUGAUCCAUAACACGGAGAAUCUGAAAUCCCGCUUAGAAGAUGCUAUCAUAGGCACACUUAAUGCUCGUUCCGAAAUGAUGGCUAGAAGGAAAGAUAGCUCUUGUAUCCCUAAUUCUUGCAUUAAUGAUCAUAAUGUAAUCUCAACUACUCCUGGACAACUUGAACUUAAUCUCAAUCCUUUAUUAUUCAAUAAGGUGUCUUGUAAUUCUCCCAACACCACUUUACUUAGAUGGAGAAAAGAUACUUGGAGAUCAUCGAACAUAAGCGAUGGUUCUAUGAUAAUUAAUAACACCAAUAUUGUCAACGGGUGUAAUAUGCUUAACUACGGGAACCUAGAAUAUAAAACAAACUCAUUGUAUACCUCUCAAAAAAUCAUACUCGAAAAAAAUUUGUGUGCUGAAACGGCCUUAAUAGUAUUGGACACAAUGGAAUUGUUUAUACAGUUUUUGACGCAUCAUGAAUACAAUAAAACGUUGAUUAUGGGGUUGAUUAGAAUAAUACUAAAAAUGUUUUCCUGUAAUCAAGGUGUCCAAGUCUUGGAAAAUAUAUUUGCUACACAAAGAUCCAUUGUCAAUAAGUAUUCGGAACUAUUGUUCGAAGAAGAAACUCACACAUGUCGCAACUUGUGCAGCCAACUCUUAACUCACGCCUGUUCAAGUAUAUCAGCCAUACGUUCUCAAGCAACUGGUUCGCUUUAUCAUUUGAUGUUUAAAAAUUAUGAAACGGGGGGUAACAGUUUUGCUUUAGUUAAGACCCAAAUAACCGUGUGCCUUAGUUCUCUCGUUGGUGGAGGAGAUAGUUUUGAUAAAAGAGAAUGCAGUGGAUUAUUAUACCCCAGCAAUUUAGAUUCUUAUCUUAGGCGUUCGCUAAAAACACUCUUGACUUAUGCGGAACAAGAUACACACAUGAGGGGAACCUCUUUCCCUCGUCAAGUCCAAGCCCUUGCCUCCACCCUGGCUAGCAUUCUGACUGACACAGCCAAAAUAAUCAAAUAUCGAACUGAUCCCGAAAUGCUACUUGAUUGCAUGCACCGUGUAGCCGAUGGUUACAGAGACUCCCCAGACCUCAGGCUGGCUUGGCUUCACAACAUGGCGGCUGAACACAGCCGACGUUCAGCACACUCAGAGGCGGCACAAUGCUUAAUUCAUGCAGCAGCAGCGGUAAACGAACGCCUGCAAGCUGCUCGAGACAGAUUUUACCUUCCAAGUGGAGCCUCAGCUUAUGCUUCCAUAUCUGACAACGUUAUUGCGGAUGAAUCCGUCACGUCCAUCUUCGACUAUAACACAUCUAAUUCGAAUGGGAAUGAAUCUACAGCAACAGAUUCUAAAUACUUUUCGGAGACCGGGCUUGUGGGUUUGCUUGAACAAGCGGCUAGUUCUUUUUCCAUGGCUGGCGAAUAUGAGCUCGUUAACGAAGUGUACAAGUUAGUGAUACCUAUUCGAGAGAGGUACGGUGACGCCAAGAAGCUAGCUGGCGUUCAUGGAAAGCUUCACGAGAUAUUUAACAAGAUAGUUUUGAGAAAUGAAGAAGAAACUAGUGGUAUUGGAAAUGCGGGUCCUAAGCGUGUUUCUGUUCAAUAUUUUGGGGCCACUUAUUUUCGAGUAGGAUUCUACGGGGCUCGGUUUGGCGAACUUGAUCGUGAAGAAUAUAUAUACAAGGAACCAGCUGUUACUAAAUUAUCAGAAAUAACUGACAGGCUUCUCAGUUUUUAUGGGGCGAAAUUUGGAGGUUCUGGAUUUAACCAAGUAGAUAUCGUAGAAUGUAUCAAAGAUAGUAAUCGCGUUGAUAUUUCGACUUUGGACCCCGCCAAGGCUUGUCUACAGAUAACGUAUGUUGAGCCAUACUUCGAUGUUUCAGAACAGCUAGUUCGUAAAACAGCGUUCGAACGCUGCUAUAAUGUCAGACGUUUUGUUUACGCAACACCCUUUACUUUAGACGGAAGGUCUCACGGUCGAUUGCAAGAGCAGUACAAGCGGAAAACGAUACUCACGACUCAGCGCUCGUUCCCUUACAUCAAAACACGAAUCAAAGUUGUGGAUAGAGAUCAGAUAGUCCUCACUCCUAUCGAGGUAGCCAUUGAAGACCUGGAGAAGAAGUGCAAAGAAUUACGUGAAGCUACUCGUAGGCAAGACGCAAAAAUACUGGCGAUGGUUUUGCAGGGUUCUUUAGGCCCCACUGUUAACAUGGGACCUUUGCAAAUGGCUGAAACAUUUCUAACACCCGUCAUUAAGGGCCUGACAAGGCCGACUAUUCACCACAAUAAGCUUAGGGUUUGUUUCAAAUUGUUUAUGCUAUGCUGCAAGGAUGCCCUUGUACGAAAUAAGGCCUUGUGCGAUAUAGAACAGAAGGAUUAUCAAAGGCAAAUUGAAAUCAACUAUCAACAGUUAAGUGGGCAGUUGAGUUCAAUUAUUAAUAAUAAAAUCACUCAGAAAUUUGUAUAAUUAUUUUAUUAAAUAAAACUUAUUAUUUUCAAACGUAUUGGGCAUUUAAAUUUUUUACAUUUGAUGUACUAUUUUUUUAAAAUGUGUAAUAUAUGCACUACCAUAUUUAGCUAAAUUAUUAAAAUUUAAU